Messenger RNA from Cladocopium goreaui, 390 nucleotides. The record is from the annotation of a GenBank genome assembly. Lineage: Eukaryota; Dinophyceae; Suessiales; Symbiodiniaceae.
CAUGGAGGAAGCCAAACUGAUUCGAAUGGCGACGGCAAUUAGCCAGUAUACGCACAGUAGCAUGCUGCGUGAAACUGUUCACAAUGCUGCAGCUAUGAUCAACCAGGCUGCCCAAUCAGCUAGCCAACUUCCGUGGAUCCCUGGACACAUAGUCACAGACCUCGUGCAAAGGCAACGAGAGCUUGCCCAGCUUGAACAUGCAGUUAUGAACUAUCAGAAAGAGCUGGCCGCUGAAGUGGAAGAAGCUCAGAAAGAUCUCAUGAUAAUGAAGCAGCCUCAGGAAUGUAAUGAGCUUGACUCGAACUUCGAUUCUGAACUGUAGGGCUAAAGCCAUACAACAAGGAGCGAAGACUCCUGUGCACUCAGGUGCACGAGAAAGAAAGUGGACGG